AUGGCUUUGGGAUAUGGUUCGACGACAAACGAAAACACGUAUAGCUUCCACAAGUCACCAUCUCCGUUUACUUCCUCACCUUCGCCAACUCUACGCGAAUCUAUUGUGAUCAUACUUAAAUCUUCGUGGAUCAAUUAUUUUCUGAUCUUUGUACCGCUCGGAUAUAUAUCUCACAUAUUUCAAUGGAGCGAUAAUUGGGUCUUCGUUCUAAAUUUUUUAGCUAUACUUCCACUAUCAAAACUAUAUGAAUUUGCAACUGUAGAUAUUAGUCUGAGAGUUGGCCAGUCAAUUGGUUGCCUGUUAAAUGCUACUUUUGGCAAUGCGGUAGAGUUGAUUAUUUCCAUAAUAGCAUUGACGCAGGGAGAAAUUCGCGUGGUUCAAGCAUCGAUACUUGGUGCGAUUAUCUCAAAUUUAUUGUUUGUGACAGGAAUAUGUUUUGUUGUAGGUGGAACAUUUUACAAACAACAAGUGUUUAAUCAGACUACUUCCCAAACAACCUCAAGUUUAAUGACUUUAGCGUGUAUUGGCUUGGUCGUUCCCGCAGCUUUUACCAUCUCUGUUAAUGACAAUUUAAACACUGUUGGCGGUCAAAUCAUCAAAGAACUUGUAGAUUUAUCUCAUGGGACGGCGAUAGUCCUAUUGUUGAUCUAUAUUCUUUAUCUUUACUUUCAAUUAAAAACCCACGCGAAUUUAUACCACAUGGAAGAAGAAGAGGAGGAGGCUCAAUUGUCUCUGAGUGUAUUGUUGUCAUUAUUUGUUGCUGUAACCGUUGUAGUGGCUUUUCUUUCCGAAUAUUUGGUUGGAUCGAUUGAAGGAAUUGUUCAAUCUUCUGGAUUAAGCAAAACCUUCAUCGGUAUGGUUUUAUUACCUAUUAUUGGUAAUGCUGCCGAGUUUACGACGUCUAUCAAUGCCGCGGCAAGAAAUAAGAUGGAUUUUGCUAUCAGAAUUGCAUCUGGUAGUUCAAUGCAAAUCGCACUUUUUAUUACACCAAUCCUUGUGUUGUUUGGGUGGACAAUAGGACAAGAUUUCACCUUACACUUCCAGUUAUUCGAAACUGUUGUUUUCUUCAUUUCAGUUUUGAUAACGAACUAUCUCAUUCUGGAUGGAAAAUCCAAUUGGUUGGAAGGUGCCAUGUUGCUAGCCACAUACGCCAUCAUAGCUUUAUCUUUCUUCCAUUAUCCCACUAAAUGA
Molecule: messenger RNA, 1191 nt
Organism: Acaulospora morrowiae
Lineage: Eukaryota; Fungi; Glomeromycota; Glomeromycetes; Diversisporales; Acaulosporaceae
Source: the annotation of a GenBank genome assembly